This is a messenger RNA of Agrilus planipennis (emerald ash borer), 1357 nucleotides long. Its product is annotated as oxygen-dependent coproporphyrinogen-III oxidase-like. Bases 155 to 1279 code for a protein of 374 amino acids. Lineage: Eukaryota; Metazoa; Arthropoda; Insecta; Coleoptera; Buprestidae. Gene Ontology annotation, molecular function: coproporphyrinogen oxidase activity. The transcript has 4 exons. Gene Ontology annotation, cellular component: cytoplasm; mitochondrial intermembrane space. The record is from RefSeq and is a predicted model, not a curated record.
CGUUAUCACCUCGCUAUCUGCUGUUUUUGUUGUCUGUGAAAAACAAUUAAAAAUUGAUAACAUAACAUAGAAAUCUGAUGAAAAACAUCAUUAUUUGCAGUGUGUUUAAGCGAAUGCCUGGCUUAUACAGAACAUACAAUCCGCUGGCAUAAAAAUGUUUCGAAAAGUUGUAGUUCGCGGUUGUUCAUUAAUUGUUUAUCAACGACAAAGGGCCCUAUCCAAAAUAAGUAAGAAUGGAUCAAAAUUGUUUCUUGCAAGUUUUGCGCUUUUUGGGACCGCGCAGAAACAGGAAAUCGACACUUCCAAGUUUAUGGCGGAACCCGUAACUUCAGUAGAUGUUCUUCUAAAAAAUAAGGAGGAUAUGAAAUCUAAAAUGGAACUUAUGAUACUUCAGGUUCAAAAAGAAUUCUGUCGUGCCUUAGAAGAAGAAGAAACAGGGUCCCAGCGAUUCGUGGUGGACAAAUGGUAUCGCAAAGAAGGAGGAGGAGGCAUAACGUGUGUAUUGCAGGAUGGCGAGGUUUUUGAAAAGGCUGGCGUUAAUAUUUCAGUAAUUACGGGACUUUUACCCUCUAAUAUGGCCGCUCAAAUGCGAUCGCGGGGCAAAAACAUCCCUUCCGAUGCAAAAUUAUCUUUCUUCGCAGCCGGAAUCAGCUCCGUCAUUCACCCCACUAACCCCAUGGUGCCCACAGUACACUUUAAUUAUCGUUACUUCGAAGUGCAAGACUCAGAAGGCGUACAAUUCUGGUUCGGAGGGGGCACCGAUCUCACCCCUUACUAUCUGGACGAAGAUGACGUCAAACACUUUCACAAAACAUUGAAAAAUGCUUGCGACAGCCAUGAUAACACUUAUUAUGGUAAAUUUAAGAAAUGGUGCGACGAUUAUUUCCAUGUCACACACAGAGGCGAAAGGAGAGGGGUGGGAGGAUUAUUUUUCGACGAUCUGGACGGUCCCACCAAAGAACAGGCCUUCAACUUUGUCAAAGAUUGCGCCAACAGCGUGAUACCCUCCUAUGUUCCACUAGUUAAAAAACAUAAAAAUGAUAAAUUUACCGAAGAGGAAAAGACAUGGCAGCAACUACGACGGGGACGUUAUGUAGAAUUCAAUUUGAUAUACGACAGAGGCACAAAAUUUGGACUCUACACUCCUGGGGCUCGUUAUGAAAGUAUACUGAUGUCUCUGCCACUAACUGCACGCUGGGAGUACAUGCACAAGCCAGCCAGGGAUUCCCGGGAGGAGAAACUCGUUGAAGUAUUGAAGAACCCAAGGGAUUGGCUGUGAAUAAGAAUGUAAUUAGAAGAGUUGGUUAUAAUUAAUGGGUGUUAUGGUGACGUUUAAAUAAAAGGUUUUUGUAAUCUA